AUGGAAACGUCUUUGGCGGAAUCAGAUCUGGUGCAGUCGGAACCUCGAGGCGAAGAACAUUAUUCUUUAAGGUGGAACAAUCAUCAGAAUCAUAUAUUGAGUGCUUUCGGUGCAUUACUCCAAGCAGAGACAUUGGUAGACGUAACGUUAGUUUGUGCAGAAACGAGUGUACGCGCUCAUAAAGUUGUUUUGAGCGCUUGUUCACCAUUUUUCCAGCGAAUAUUUUCGGAAACACCAUGCAAGCAUCCGGUGAUAGUGUUAAAAGACUUUUGCGGAUGGGAAGUACAAGCCAUAGUCGAUUUUAUGUACCGCGGUGAAAUAAGCGUUAGGCAAGAACGGCUUCGGACACUGAUAAAAGCAGGCGAGUCUCUACAAGUAAGGGGCUUAGUCGACCAUCCGGCUGGGGCACCUGCGAAUGUUAAUUGUCCUGUUAUAGACCAGGAUGAAAUAGACGAAGAUGACAAUGAGUCGUUUCCCGGCUCGCCUUCCACCAACCGAUCGUUGUCGAAUAGUUCUCCUUUGUUCGAUCUGAUUAGGCCGAUGGACUUUGUUCCAGCAUUACCGCGACGCAAACAGGCUCGGCCUAGGAGGCGAUCGGGUGAGAGCGCCCAAGACAUCCCGCAACCGGACAGCGCAAAUUUACAACAGCAAGUGCAAGAUCUUGCAGCCAGUGCUGCAACUGGUGAACAAUAUUUUUGUAGGAAAACUGAUGACACCGAACCUGAGGAUUUGUGUGUCAAGAAAACGCCCGAUCUCAAGGAUACACAAAAAUCCCGCCCAAAUUUAAUUCAACAGAAGCAACAGCACUAUAAACAAAUGCAUCAUGGUAUGAGUUUAAAAGAUGUGCGGAGAUCUAAAUCUAUGAAAAGUGAAUUUGAAAUUGCGGAACAACAAUUAGAUUUAUCGCUACAGCCACCGUCUGCGUCAAAUUUCACACAUAACUUAAUGAUGCAUGGUGAGAGCGGCCCACCCAUUGGAGCAGGUCCAGGUAUGGAGCAAGGGGACUACUCCUCGCCUCCACUCAGCUUACCUUCCAUGGGCCCCGGAACUGGAGGACAGUUAGGACAUUCUAUUAGGAAAGACAGUUCUCCGCUGCAAUUUUCGCAUCUUCCGUCUGUGUCAGCCUUAACAUUGACGCCACCUCACAGUAAGUUAUUUUUUAGUUCUAAUUAUUAUUUGUUUUUUUAA
Messenger RNA from Ctenocephalides felis (cat flea), 1188 nucleotides. RefSeq names its product protein jim lovell-like. Gene Ontology annotation, cellular component: nucleus. Lineage: Eukaryota; Metazoa; Arthropoda; Insecta; Siphonaptera; Pulicidae. Bases 1 to 1188 code for a protein of 395 amino acids. The record is from RefSeq and is a predicted model, not a curated record. Gene Ontology annotation, biological process: regulation of transcription by RNA polymerase II. The transcript has a single exon. Gene Ontology annotation, molecular function: protein binding.